AUGAAUUCUAUCUCUAAGUUCAUCCGCUCACUAGGACGACGCCAGACUAAGGGGAAACCAGAGAAGCAGCAGGAGCCGGAAAAAAUGUCAUCACCAACAAAUCAAGCCGCAUGGCUGCAGAAAGCUGGAGCCCCGCUCGAGGUCGGCGAUGCCCCACUACCAAAAGCUGCCAAGGGAGAAAUCGUGGUGAAGAAUGCAGCCGUCGCCAUGAACGCCCUCGACAAUCACAUGCAGGAUAAAGGCGUCUUUGUGAAAGAGUGGCCUACUGUCUUUGGCUGCGAUGUGGCCGGUGAAGUGUAUGAAGUCGGUGUAGGUGUAGAUCGCUUCAAGAAAGGGGAUCGCGUGAUUGGCCACAGCAUUAACCUUGUCACCGGUCGCCCUUCUGAUGGUGGUAAUGCUCUAUACACGGCCGUACCCGCCAAGAAAGCAUCUAUCCUUCCCGCCUCAAUCUCCUUCACCGACGGUGUAGUCGUGCCCUUCAUGGUCGAAGCAGCCGCCUGCGCCUUAUCCGUCAAAGAGCCUGGUCCAUGUAUGCCAGGCGUCUUGACCCCCGCCCUCGGACUCCCCUAUCCUACCCUACAGACCCCAGCACCAUCUACCGGUAAAACUAUCAUCGUAUACGGCGCCUCCUCCGGCGUCGGCUCGAUGACGACUCAACUUGCUACCGCGGCCGGGAUCAACGUCAUCGCCAUCGCUGGAGCCCACAACCACGAUCUGGUCAAGCAAUGUGGAGCCUCUCAAGUCUUCGACCACAAAGACCCCGCAUUCCUCGAAAAGGUCACCGACGCCGUGUUGACGAGCAAAUCCGAGUUCGUCGGCAUCUUCGACGCUAUCUCCACCCCUGCGACUUACCCCAACGAUCUUGUGAUUUUGCAAAAAUUGGGCGGUGGACAUCUCGCCUGUUCACACCCGCCACCUGCUGAUGCACCCGAGAACGUCAAGUCUGGUAUGAUCUUCGCAGUCAACGAUGUUGCGACGCCUCUCUAUCAGGAUUACGUGACACCUGCGCUGGAGAGCGGAAAGCUGAAGUGUCUACCACCUCCUACAAUUGUUGGCAAGGGCCUAGGUUCUAUCGAUGAGGCACUGAAGAGGUGCAAAGCUGGUGUGAGUGGGACGAAAUUGGUGGUGGAAUUGUAA
Molecule: messenger RNA, 1137 nt
Organism: Bacidia gigantensis
Lineage: Eukaryota; Fungi; Ascomycota; Lecanoromycetes; Lecanorales; Ramalinaceae
Product: putative secondary metabolism biosynthetic enzyme
Exons: 2
Coding region: 1-1137 (378 amino acids)
Molecular function (GO): oxidoreductase activity, acting on NAD(P)H
Source: RefSeq, a predicted model, not a curated record